AGUUCCAACUGGGUAUCAUUUCUCUUCCGAACUUCUGUCCCUAAUCACGAACUGAGCUGAAAACUUGCAAGGUCGCAAAAGAGACCGGUGAAUCGCCGAUCAAAUCGACGGUAUCGGAAGAUGGGAACCCUAGGGAAGGCCAUUUACACCGUCGGAUUCUGGAUUCGUGAGUCCGGCCAGGCUCUUGAUCGCCUCGGCUUGCGCCUCCAAGGGAACUACUACUGCCGGGAGGAACUGUCCAGGCAUCGAACUAUCAUGAACAUAUUUAAUAAAGCUCCUGUGGUUGACAAAGAUGCAUUCGUGGCCCCUUGUGCCUCUGUCAUUGGGGAUGUUCAAGUGGGGAGAGGAUCUUCUAUUUGGUAUGGAUGCGUUUUAAGAGGUGAUGUAAACAGCAUUAGCGUUGGAUCUCGAACUAAUAUACAAGACAACUCCCUUGUGCAUGUUGCUAAGUCUAAUGUAAGUGGGAAGGUCUUACCAACCAUCAUUGGGGACAAUGUUACUGUUGGUCAUAGUGCUGUCUUACAUGGUUGCACUGUUGAGGAUGAAGCAUUUGUUGGUAUGGGAGCGACAUUGCUUGAUGGUGUUGUUGUUGAGAAACAUGCUAUGGUUGCUGCUGGAGCUCUUGUGAGACAGGAUACGAGGAUCCCUACUGGAGAGGUAUGGGGAGGCAACCCAGCAAAGUUCCUGAGGAAGCUUACUAACGAAGAGAUAAAAUUUAUUUCCAAGUCGGCUACCAAUUAUGUCAACCUUGCGCAAAUUCAUGCAGCUGAGAAUGCCAAGUCCUUUGAGGAGAUUGAAUUUGAAAAGUCUCUUCGUAAGAAGUUUGCUCAUAGAGAUGAAGAGUAUGACUCAAUGCUGGGUGUAGUGCGUGAAACUCCCCCAGAACUAAUUCUUCCAGAUAAUAUCUUACCAAAUAAAGAAGCAAAGGCUUCUCAAAAGUGAUAAUUUCACAAGGUAUUUUUCCUUUUUUUUUGUUUGGUUCAAAUCUUGAGAUUUGACAUCAAGGAUUAUUUGUUGUUAUAUGCAAAUACAAGAAAUGACUUUGUUUCCCAAUAAUACCAGACAUGCUCUAGGUUAGAAUUGUUACAUCUUCUUAACAUUCAAUCUCAGCACAUCCAGUGGUUGGUCGUGGAUUAAUUUCCUUCACUGGAUAUAGACUAAUGCUAUGAAUUGGCAUGUUUGUUGAUGUUUAAUAUCCCCGUACCUAAGAUUGCA
Rubroshorea leprosula is the source of this 1215-nucleotide messenger RNA. Lineage: Eukaryota; Viridiplantae; Streptophyta; Magnoliopsida; Malvales; Dipterocarpaceae. The record is from the annotation of a GenBank genome assembly.